Messenger RNA from Cylicocyclus nassatus, 723 nucleotides. The record is from the annotation of a GenBank genome assembly. NCBI's taxonomy places the organism in Eukaryota, Metazoa, Nematoda, Chromadorea, Rhabditida, Strongylidae.
AUGACCCAGCUAGAGCUCUUGGAUAAGGAAGAGGAAAGUACAAUGUACGACUCUACACAACGCCCCUGCUUGAGCAACGAAGGCCUGAAAUUCCUCGAGACCCAUCAGAUACCCCUCUCGAUCACAAAACAAAUACGAGAAUCCCACCCACAGAUCUUACUGGGACGGGAACUCUCGUAUUUGAAGAAUCAGUUUCGCACAUUUUCGGCUAUACCGUUCCUUGAUGCCACAGAUGUCAUGUCCACCGACGCUUGGGAAGGAUUAAAACAGCGACAGAUGCGGGACCUCGCAGGAGGAGUACUCAUGACAGAUUUCGAUGACGUCAAUGGAUCCAUCGGAACGCGAAUUGGAAGAAGAAAAUGUUGGCGGGGAUAUAACGACUUCGUAGAAGAAGACCUCCAAUUGCGAGACGACACGCCAAACGCAAAAGAGCAGGACGAAAACGGAUUGCCUGAAGAGCUCCACCUGCAAGAGGAGGGAGCUCCCAAACACGACAAUGCAAUGGAUCAAGAAGAGGGCGAACUAGCCGAGCAAGACCCUAAAAAGACCACAGAAGAGGAUGAGGAACCGAAAGUUCGAGAGUCCCGACGUCGUGAUUGCCUAGAGGACGAACGGCGUCACCAGCAACCCAUAAAAGAAUUGAAGCAGGUGAUGGAAACGGAACGCAACUUCAAGCAGCUGAUCCAGGACCUGGCAGACAAAAAAGUGUGCCCACCGAGGUGA